Prosopis cineraria is the source of this 1325-nucleotide messenger RNA. Its product is annotated as proteasome subunit alpha type-2-A-like. The record is from RefSeq and is a predicted model, not a curated record. Gene Ontology annotation, biological process: ubiquitin-dependent protein catabolic process. The transcript has 13 exons. Bases 301 to 1062 code for a protein of 253 amino acids. NCBI's taxonomy places the organism in Eukaryota, Viridiplantae, Streptophyta, Magnoliopsida, Fabales, Fabaceae. Gene Ontology annotation, cellular component: proteasome core complex; proteasome core complex, alpha-subunit complex.
CGAGUAAAAGGCCCACGGCCCAUUUCUGGAUUUCUUGCACCCGACGAAUGCUUCCCAAGCUAAAACAAGAGUUGCAGGAGCCGUUGAAGUUGAAGUUUUAAGUUUGCUCUUAUUUUCAAUAAGCUUCGAUUCAUUGGCGCAUGUUCCGAUGUUAGACUUAGAUGUCUAUGGGCAUUAGGAGAAUCGUCCAUUGAUCCAAGUACCAUGUGUUAAGUCGUCAUCGUUCUGAGUUGAAGUCGUACUUUUUUUAAGUAAAAAAACAAUCGAUUUUUUUGUAGCUUCGAAUUCCUCUACAAUAUCAUGGGGGAUAGUCAAUACUCGUUCUCACUUACCACUUUUAGUCCUUCUGGAAAACUUGUUCAGAUUGAGCACGCUCUUACCGCUGUUGGGUCUGGACAAACCUCUCUUGGGAUUAAAGCUGCUAAUGGAGUUGUCAUUGCAACAGAGAAAAAACUACCUUCUAUAUUAGUUGAUGAAACAUCAGUCCAGAAAAUUCAGCUAUUAACACCUAAUAUUGGCGUUGUUUACAGUGGCAUGGGUCCUGAUUUUCGAAUACUAGUUCGAAAAAGUAGGAAGCAAGCAGAGCAGUAUCAUCGGUUAUAUAAAGAACCAAUCCCUGUAACUCAGCUUGUGAGGGAAAUUGCUGCUGUUAUGCAGGAAUUUACUCAGUCUGGUGGUGUUAGGCCUUUUGGAGUAUCCCUGCUGGUAGCUGGGUUUGAUGACAAAGGACCGCAAUUAUUUCAGGUGGAUCCGUCAGGUUCAUACUUUUCUUGGAAAGCUUCAGCUAUGGGGAAAAACGUUUCUAAUGCUAAGACGUUUCUUGAGAAGAGGUACACUGACGAUAUGGAGCUUGAUGAUGCAGUUCACACAGCAAUAUUAACACUGAAGGAAGGGUUCGAAGGACAAAUCUCAGGCAAAAACAUUGAAAUUGGCAUAAUUGGCGCAGACAAAAAAUUCAGGUGCUUCUGCUCUCCAUCCAAAAGACAAGAUAUAAUAAGUGUCUGUGCUUUCAUAAUAUCAUCCAGUUUUAAGAAUUUUACCAAAGGUAUUGACACCUGCUGAAAUUGAUGAUUAUUUGGGUGAGGUUGAGUAAUGUACAAUUAAUGGAGGAAGGAAGCUUUGUUACUCACCAACAUCAUGUUUGUUUCACAGUUGACUGUAGUUAACCAGUUCGCCUUUCACAGCGUACUUGCAAUGAUCAUGCAAAUAUGGCUUGUUUAAAACUAUAAUGUCAUAAAAAAAUUUGUAACUUUUUUCAUCUUAUUUGAUAUCAUCAUUGCUUAUUUUGUAUUUUAUGUCUAAUUUCAAAUUCUAAAAAUUAUACA